This is a messenger RNA of Sphaeramia orbicularis (orbiculate cardinalfish), 5535 nucleotides long. Its product is annotated as sodium bicarbonate cotransporter 3-like. Lineage: Eukaryota; Metazoa; Chordata; Actinopteri; Kurtiformes; Apogonidae. Gene Ontology annotation, cellular component: plasma membrane; apical plasma membrane; basolateral plasma membrane. The transcript has 24 exons. The record is from RefSeq and is a predicted model, not a curated record. Bases 448 to 3321 code for a protein of 957 amino acids. Gene Ontology annotation, molecular function: sodium:bicarbonate symporter activity; solute:inorganic anion antiporter activity; monoatomic anion transmembrane transporter activity. Gene Ontology annotation, biological process: regulation of intracellular pH; transmembrane transport; monoatomic anion transport.
ACUCACACACUAAACUACGAGAGGGAGGAGUUAGAAAGCCACAGAGCCGUGUACGUCGGCGUCCAUGUUCCUCUUGGUAGGGAGAGCAAGCGCCGGCAUCGCCACCGAGGACACAGACACCACCGAAAGAAGAAAGAGAAAGACUCAGAGGAGGGGAAGGACGAUGGCAGAGAAUCCCCGACUUAUGAUACCCCCUCCCAGCGGGUCCAGUUCAUUCUGGGGACGGAGGAUGAUGACCUGGAGCAUGUCCCCCAUGACCUCUUCACUGAGCUAGACGAGUUGUCCUUCAGAGACGGCAGUGCAACUGAGUGGAAGGAAACUGCCAGAUGGCUGAAGUUUGAGGAGGAUGUAGAAGAUGGCGGUGAGCGGUGGAGUAAACCUUAUGUGGCUACGCUGUCACUACACAGCUUAUUCGAACUACGCAGCUGCAUACUCAAUGGCACAGUCAUGCUGGAUAUGAGAGCCAACAGUAUUGAGGAAAUUGCUGACAUGGUUAUAGACAGCAUGGUGGCUUCAGGCCAGUUGAAAGAGGACCUACGUGACAAGGUGCGGGAAGCCAUGCUGAAGAAACACCACCACCAGAAUGAGAGGAAGCUCAGCAAUCGCAUCCCUCUGGUGCGCUCCAUUGCUGACAUAGGCAAGAAACAUUCUGACCCACUCUUGCUUGAAAAAAAUGGACCACUGGUGUCUCCAAACUCUGUCCCAAACAACCUGGAUGGCAACAAGGCAGUGGAGAGGAGGCCGUCCAAAGUAGGGGUCAGUAGAGAAAGCAGCAGUGUCGACUUCAGCAAGGUGGACAUGAAUUUCAUGAAGAAGAUCCCUCCCGGUGCUGAAGCCUCCAAUGUACUGGUGGGCGAGGUGGACUUCCUGGAGAAGCCCAUAAUUGCCUUUGUACGGCUCUCGCCUGCGGUCCUUAUUACUGGCCUCACUGAGGUGCCUGUGCCCACAAGGUUUCUUUUCCUGCUGUUGGGUCCUCAUGGCAAAGGUCCUACAUACCAUGAGAUUGGCAGAUCCAUGGCCACGCUGAUGACAGAUGAGAUUUUCCAUGACGUGGCAUACAAGGCCAAAGACAGAACUGAUCUCCUUUCUGGGAUAGAUGAGUUCCUUGAUCAGGUAACUGUGCUGCCUCCAGGAGAAUGGGAUCCCACGAUCCGGAUUGAACCCCCCAAGAACGUCCCAUCGCAGAUGAAGAGGAAGAGACCAUCCCAGCUCAAUGGUACUGCAUCUCCAUCUGGGGAGCUAGAAAAGGAGGAUGACCAUCACGCAGGCCCUGAGCUGCAGAGGACUGGAAGGUUAUUUGGAGGUCUGAUCCUUGACGUCAAGCGCAAGGCUCCCUUCUACUGGAGCGACAUCAGAGACUCUCUGAGUCUGCAGUGCCUCGCCUCCAUUCUCUUCCUCUACUGCGCCUGCAUGUCUCCUGUCAUCACAUUCGGAGGUUUGCUCGGCGAGGCAACAAAAGGCAACAUAAGUGCCAUAGAGUCUCUAUUUGGGGCAUCACUGACAGGAGUGGCGUACUCCCUCUUUGCAGGCCAGCCCCUCACUAUUCUUGGCAGCACAGGGCCUGUUUUAGUGUUUGAGAAGAUCCUCUUCAAGUUCUGCAAUGACUACGGCCUGUCCUACCUGUCUCUGCGGACCAGUAUCGGUCUUUGGACAGCCUUCCUUUGUAUUGUCCUGGUGGCCACAGACGCCAGCUCCCUGGUCUGCUACAUCACACGGUUCACAGAGGAGGCCUUCGCUGCACUUAUCUGCAUCAUCUUCAUCUACGAGGCCCUCGAGAAACUCUUCCACCUGGGAGAACACUACCCUGUUAACAUGCACAACGACCUGGACAACCUUACCCUGUAUUCGUGUCAGUGUUCUGCUCCAGUCAAUGCCUCCCAAAAAGUAAUGCAGGUGUGGAACCAGUCAGGAUACAGCCCAGAAUCCAUCCCAUGGAGCAGCCUCAAUGUUUCGACGUGUAAGAUGCUCCAUGGUGAGUUCAUGGGUCCGGCCUGUGGUCACCACGGACCCUACAUCCCAGACGUUCUUUUCUGGUCCAUCAUCCUCUUCUUCACCACUUUCUUCCUGUCCUCAUUCCUCAAGCAGUUCAAGACUGAGAGAUACUUCCCCACAAAGAUACGUUCCACCAUCAGUGACUUUGCUGUGUUUAUAACAAUCAUGAUCAUGGUGGUGGUGGACUAUCUAAUGGGGAUCCCCUCUCCUAAACUCAAUGUUCCAGACCGCUUUGAGCCAACGUCAAAGAACAGAGGCUGGCUCAUGGACCCACUGGGAGGAAACCCCUGGUGGACGCUGCUGGUGGCUGCACUUCCUGCACUGCUCUGCACCAUCCUCAUAUUUAUGGACCAGCAGAUUACUGCCGUCAUCAUCAACCGCAAGGAGCACAAACUCAAGAAAGGCUGUGGCUACCACCUGGACCUGUUGGUGGUGUCGGUAAUGCUGGGUAUUUGCUCCAUCAUGGGUCUGCCGUGGUUUGUGGCUGCUACCGUCCUCUCCAUCUCCCAUGUCAACAGCCUGAAGGUGGAGUCCGGCUGCUCGGCUCCGGGGGAACAGCCAAAAUUUCUGGGGAUCCGGGAGCAGCGGGUCACUGGGUUUAUGAUCUUUGUGCUCAUGGGUUGUUCUGUUUUCAUGACUUCAGUGCUCAAGUUCAUUCCCAUGCCAGUACUGUAUGGAGUCUUUCUCUACAUGGGCGUCUCUUCCCUCAAAGGCAUUCAAUUCUUUGACAGGAUCAAGUUAUUUGGAAUGCCUGCCAAGCAUCAGCCUGAUCUGAUCUAUUUGCGCUAUGUGCCGCUGUGGAAGGUCCACAUCUUCACGCUGGUGCAGCUCACCUGUCUGGUGCUGCUGUGGGUCAUUAAGGCCUCAGCAGCAGCUGUUGUGUUCCCCAUGAUGGUUCUGGCACUAGUAUUUGUCCGGAAGCUUCUAGACUUUUUCUUUACAAAAAGAGAGCUGAGCUGGCUGGACGACUUGAUACCAGAAAGCAAGAAGAAAAAAGAGGAUGACAAGAAGAAGAAAGCACGUGAAGAGCUGGAGGAAGAGUCCAGAAAACAGGAGGAAGAGAUGGGGCUGAAGGUCAGUUACGAAAACCCAAAUCGGCUCAACAUCCCAGUGAAAACCCUCUCAGGGAGUUCUGUGUCUGACCCCUUGGUUGUAAAUAUCUCUGAUGAAAUGGCUAAAAGUGCGGCGUGGAAAGCAGUAAACUCAAGUGCAGACUCAUGUGUCCAACCUGUGAGACGUAGCAGAAGUCAGGAGAAGGUGGCGUGCGUUAGAGUGGACGUCAGCCCAGACACACCAGGAGGAGGUUCCACAGCAGAGACCUUCCUGUGAUGAAGGGGGAGGGGGUCCUUCUUUCCCUCCAGAUACCUUCGUCCCACACAACACUUUACCCUGACAGGCACUGUCCUAGUGGGAGAAGGAGCAUAGAAGUGGAGAAGCACAACCCGCCUGCAGAGCUCCUCCCUCCAGGACGACAGGCGACUUCCCCCGGGGGCUGAGUCCAAUCAUGUCCUAAACGUACAGCGCGAACACAAACGCCUGCCGCGAUAUAUCGUGCACAUCUCCGGGGAAACAUGGAUUAUUUGUUUGCUCUUACUGCCCACCGACGCUCACUGUUUGGGAAACUGUCUCCAUUUAGCAAUUUUUUUUGAAAACACCCAUAGAAACCUCCGAUGCCAAAGGUAAGGGCCUCACUGGUGGGGAUCUUGGACUGUUUGAGUCAAAUUCUACUUUUAUCCCGCUGUAUAUUUUCAUUUCAGUUUUUCUGUUUUUUCCAAUCACUGUACUGUACUUUUUUUUUUUUUUUUUUGUCAUGCCUCAUCGUUUUGUCCUCACUUAACAACACCAGCUCCAAAAUCCAUUCGAGUAAAGCCAUUCAGGUACUGCCGGUGUCAGCUGGUUAUUUUUCAUAUUACGUCUGGCACGAUAAAGACACAAACCAAAACAGAGGUACUGAUACAUACAGAUAGAUGUUACUUCAACUAGUACUACACCACACUACUACUGCGCUCCUUUUUACUGGAUUUCCUUUGAAUCCGUCUCCUGUCACGAGGGGGGUCACUCAGUAUUACUGUUAUUGCUGCUCAGAAGUUCAGUUAUUUUCACUGUAAACCUCACUGUCCAUAUGUGCUGUUACAGAAAUAUCAUUGUAUGUAUGUAUGUAUGUACACUGUGUUGUUUUGAUUUGUAACAUUAUAGAAACCUACUUCAGAGGCCAUAUAAAGUCUGUACUGUACAGUAAGCACUUUGCGUUUGCCAGUAUAGUUUCUUACCUAAAAUGAAAUAUAUAGCGUGUUAAUACAAAAGUUAAUUCUUUUUCCCAAAGUAUUUAUGGAGCUCUUGUUCAAAUGUCGAUUAAAACUCAGGAAUCUCGAAGGAUUUCUGGCCGUCACUCAAUAUUUUUGUCACAAGGCAGUGAUAAUUAACUGUUCACUGUAUUCCUUUCAUCGCUAUUUUAAUAAGAAAUACUGUAAAUCACAAACUAUAACAGGGUGCGUAAUAGAAAAAUAAAAAAAAUAGGAGAAUACCUGCACCUGUUUUUAUACUGUCUGUAUUAUUGUUGGUAAUUGUAUGUGCGUGUGAUGUAAAGAAAAUUUGUUUAGCAUUGCAAAUCAUUUUAUGCAAAAUAUUUCUACAGUAAAUGUAAAAAAAAAAAUGGUUAUAUUCUAUGAAGUUGUUCUUAUUUUGCUACGUGCAGUCCUGUUUUAGCAAUAAGUAUUCCAUACUGUGCACUGUAUGGAUCCAUGACUCUAGCUAAUGUUCAGGCAAUGAUGAUUUGUAUUUUUAUUUUUAUUUGUGAAAGGAUUUCGUGUCUGUUUCAUCGGCUCCGUCUGUUGUGUAGCUACUGUGACUAUACGGACAUUAGCUUAUGUGCCUUGUCAAAGCUCUUAAUGUGCAAGUCUUGUACUGAUAAUUUAAGUGUCCAGAGCGUAUGUACAGGUCGACACGUGGCAUGACAACGCCAAAGACAGACCGUCACUCUGAGGCUUAUGUCUGUUGUGGUGUUUUCUUCUGCGUCUGUGUGUAACCUGAACAACCGACUGAAACCAUGUAACUGGAUUUACCUUCAAUUUACAAAUGUAACUCUAAAUACUGUUUGUGUGUGUUCUACUGUCACAUCGCUAGUAUUUGCUCACCACAUAAAAGCUCUGUAAUCAAUCUUGAGGUACUUCUUGAAAUGAAUGUCACCCUAAUCUACAAUCGACCCAACUUUAAUCUCCAUUACCUGCAUUUUUGAAGGUUAUGUUCCCAUUUGGCAGUAAAACAGAACUUAGCUCUAAAUGUUAGUGAACCCACAAUGAUAAAUUUACCCCCCCCCCCCCCCCCCCCAUUAUGUCGCCCCUUCUUUUAAUACUUGAUCAAAUGUGCACUUAUAAAAACUAAUUAUCGACAACAGAAAGGUGGAGUUUGUAACCUCCAUCUUCACUGACAAGGAUAUUUAUUUUUGUUUUAUUUGUGAAGCACAUAGCAUCCUGUUGUUCGCUUGAAUGAUGACUUUUUGUCAUGGCCGACCGGUGCAAAGCAAUAAAGGUGUACACAUGGUGA